AUGAGCCUGUCGGGGUUCGCACCGCCUCAGGCCGCAGCCUUGCUGGUCGUCUACUGCCUCGUCUACGUCAUCCCUCUCUACUUCUCAGCUGCAACUAGGCCUUCACCUACACGCUCUAGAGAUGCUCCUGAGGCUAUCCGCGCCCGCAUCUUUGUCGUCUCGCUCUCGACGGCCAUUUGCUCGCUCGUGACGCUGUAUCUGCUCUCUGCCCAUGGCGCUGUAGCCGUCCGCGAGCCCUUGCACUUCAUGGGCUACUGGCCACUAGGACUUGUCGAUGCUGCUCGGGCUCUGGGACUCACUGCCCUGCUGUUCGCAGGUCCCCUGUAUGAGUCUCUCGUCAUUGAUGGCGCGGCUCAUCAAUGGCUUCGUCUUGAGCCCUUGAGGGAUCUGUGGACUGACUGGCCCACUUGGAGAAAUCUGGUAGCGGGUCCCAUCACCGAAGAAUGUCUCUUCCGCUCUGCUAGUGUUCCUCUUCUCCUCCGCUCCGGAGCCAGCCUCACUGGUACCAUCUUCAUGUCGCCGCUCAUCUUCGGUCUAGCUCACCUUCACCAUUUCUACGAGUUCCGCAUCACGCAUCCUCGUACACCCCUGCCCGUUGCUAUUGCACGGUCUUUGCUCCAGCUGUCGUAUACUUCGCUAUUUGGUGCAUAUGCCACGUUCCUGUUCUUACGAACUGGUAGCUUGUUGGGUGUUGUCCUCGUGCACACUUUCUGCAAUUGCAUGGGUCUCCCACGUCUCUGGGGACAGCUUGAUCCGUAUUGGCUACCAGAGGGUGAUCCGUCCGUCGCAUCUUCGAGAAAGAUUUGGACUGGCGUUUAUUACGUGCUCCUAGUGGGCGGCCUAGUAGCUUGGUGGCAGAACCUAUAUUCAUUGACCGAGACAUCCAUGUCGCUGGCCGAGUUCUAA
Messenger RNA from Fusarium sp. VM40, 906 nucleotides. Lineage: Eukaryota; Fungi; Ascomycota; Sordariomycetes; Hypocreales; Nectriaceae. The record is from the annotation of a GenBank genome assembly.